Molecule: messenger RNA, 3650 nt
Organism: Acaromyces ingoldii
Lineage: Eukaryota; Fungi; Basidiomycota; Exobasidiomycetes; Exobasidiales; Cryptobasidiaceae
Product: putative SEC24-COPII coated vesicle component
Exons: 4
Coding region: 401-3439 (1012 amino acids)
Biological process (GO): COPII-coated vesicle cargo loading; intracellular protein transport; endoplasmic reticulum to Golgi vesicle-mediated transport
Cellular component (GO): COPII vesicle coat; endoplasmic reticulum exit site
Molecular function (GO): SNARE binding; zinc ion binding
Source: RefSeq, a predicted model, not a curated record
UGCUACUCUCUUCACCGGAAAAGUGCACCCAGAAGCACGGCCCAUUUCCGUCAAGAGAUCUUGUCCGUUGGUGACGUUGCCUGGGGGUCGCAGUGGACAAAGGCAGACACCUGUAUCUCGUUUGCCCUGCAACGCAGAGUAUAACGGGUACAUCACGUGACCUACCAAGGGGCGCCACGUUCUUCUCGACACGACACCACUCACGAAGACGUACACUGAUCAUUUCCACCGAUACUGGCAGCUCUUCGUUGUGCGCGAUCUCAUAUCUAGCUCGUCCCCACUUGCCUCGGAUCAAGGACGAGGGGAGCUGCCGAAAGAAGGAGCUGUCGAAACAUCUGGAUAGUCUUGCCUUUGUGCUUCCACGUCUCGAAUCGUCGUCCCUCGUGCCAGCAGAUAGAGAAUGUCUGCGCCCGGUCAACCAGCGCCUCAGCUCCCACCUGGUUGGGUGUCACAAUGGGAUCAGAGCGCGGGGAGACACGUCUACAUCGAGACGGCGACUGGGAGAACAAGCUGGCAGCCGCCAGCAGCACCAGGACAGCAGCAGCAGCAACAGCAGCCUGGUCCACCGCCUGGUCGACCGACCCAUCCUCAAGGUCAAGCGCGCAUGUCGAUGCCUCCCAUGGCCGGCCCACCUAACAUGAGAGGAGCUCCUCCUCCCGGUCCAGGCCAGGCACUGUCGCCGGAAGCCUCGGCAUCUCCUCCUCCGGCUGUGGCUGCCACGACGGGCUCCCGGAGGCGAGCUUAUCCCACCGCCCACCUGGCAGCCAACAGCGUCAGCUACACCGGUGGCUUCCCAGACGCAGGCGGUCUCGCACCUGCUGGCUACCCUGGUGCAACGCCUGCGGCAGCAGCAGGAGAUGGCUCUUACAACCAACAGCAACUCUUCUCUCCUGCUGGUGUACCAGACGCCCAAAGCCCGCCACAACCGGCUGCUAAUCUUGGCGCGCCCACAGGUCAAGCCGCAGGCAGCGGCUUCCAGCCUUCUCAUUAUCACUCACCUUCGGCUGCCCCAGCCUUUGCCGGCAAUGGAGCUGCAGCUGCGGGAAGUUUCGGUGGCGGUGUGGCUGGCAUGACGAAUCAGUUUCAAUCAAUGGGGGUUGGCGGAACGGGAGGUGUCAAAGGAAACCCCCUCUACACGGUCAACCUUUCGGCGACGCAGCCCAACGUCAACGAUCUCUUGCGACCCCCGCCAGAGAUCAAGCUACCUCCCAACGCCUGCAUCUCAACCAACCCAAAAGCCAAUGCAGACCCCUCAUACCAGCGCUGCACGCUCAAUGCCAUUCCCACCACGUCUUCGCUCCUCUCAAAGUCAAAGCUGCCUCUCGGCCUCAUCCUUUCGCCUUACCGCUCAGUACGAGAGGAGGAUGGCGAUGAGCCAGUACCCGUCGUGACGGACGCUGUCAUUGCACGAUGCCGACGCUGCCGAACCUACAUUAACCCUUACGUCCAAUUCAUCGAGGGAGGCAACCGAUGGAAGUGCUGCAUGUGCAACAUCUCAAACGAGGUGCCCCAGUUGUUUGAUUGGGAUCAGGAAAAGAACCAGCCCGCCGAUCGAUGGGCUAGACCGGAGCUCAACCACAGCGUCGUUGAAUUUAUCGCUCCAAGAGAGUACAUGGUUCGUCCCCCUCAACCGCCCAUCUACACUUUCCUCAUCGACGUCUCUCAUGCCGCCAUCUCUUCUGGCAUGGUGGCCACGGCUGCUCGCACCAUUCUCGAGUCGCUUGAUCGCCUUCCAAACGAAGACAGCCGGACAAAGGUGGCCAUCAUCGGUAUUGACGUCAGUCUGCACUUCUUCUGCCUCGCGCCUGGCAGCACAGAGCCCGAGAUGCUCGUCGUGAGCGACCUCGACGACGUCUUCCUGCCCAAGCCCAACGAUAUCCUCAUCAAUCUCAGCGAAUGUCGCGAGGGUCUGGAGGCGCUCCUGGGUCGUCUUGGGGAUAUGUUCAAGGAUACCACCGUAUCCGGCUCGGCGCUCGGCGCUGGUCUCCAGGCCGCAUACAAGCUCAUCUCGCCCAUCGGCGGAAAGAUCAUCACCCUUUCGGCCUCGCUGCCAAGCGUCGGUCCCGGCGCCCUUAAGGUGCGCGAGGACCCCAAGCUGCUGGGAACGUCGAAGGAGAGUACCUUGCUGGGCGCCGCCUCGACGUUCUACAAGACGUUCCCCAUCGACUGCUCACGCAGCCAAGUCUCAGUCGACAUGUUCCUCUUCUCGGCCGCCUACACCGAUGUGGCCACGCUCAGCUGCCUUCCACGAUAUACCGGUGGCCAGACGUACUUCUACCCUGGCUUCCACGCCGCCCGCUCGGAAGACGCUGGCAAGCUCGCUCAUGAAUUAUCCGAGGUGCUUGCGAGCCCCAUCAGCUACGAAGCCGUGCUCAGAUUGCGAGCGACAAAGGGUCUGCGCGCGACUGGCUUCCACGGCAACUUCUUCGUUCGCUCCACCGACCUCCUGGCGCUCCCUGCUGUCCCUCUUGACCAGGGUUAUGCUAUCGAGUGCGAAAUUGAGGAGACCAUUAAUGCGCCGUUUGUCGUCUUUCAAUCCGUCGUUCUUCACAGCACGAGCUACGGUGAACGGAGGAUUCGAGUCGUCAACCUCGCGUUACCCACCACGAGCAGCAUGUCCGAGGUCUAUUCGGGCGCGGACCAGACGGCCAUCGUCACCCUCCUGGCGAACAAGGCCGUCGAGCGAAGCAUUCACGCCCGCCUCGAAGACGCUCGUGAUGCGCUGACAAACAAACUCGUCGAUAUCUUCUCUACGUACAAGGCAACGAUGACCUCUGCAGGUUCGGGAGCGAGCCCGCAGCUGAGCAUCGCAUCCAAUAUGGCUCUCUUGCCGCUCCUCACGCUGGGCCUGCUCAAGCACGUCGGUAUCCGCAGCAGCUCGCAGAUCCCAUCAGACCUGCGCGCCUAUGCCCAGGCUCUGCUCACGACACUGCCGGUCCAGCUCCUGCUUCCUUAUCUGCACCCCAAUUUCCACUGCCUCCAUAACAUGCCACCCGAUGCCGGCACAAAGGCCGACGGAGGCGAGGGUGCGCUCAUCAUGCCACCCAAGCUCAACCUGACGGCCGAGCGCCUUGAGCGACACGGCCUGUACCUCAUUGAGGAUGGCCAGAACAUUUUCCUGUGGGUCGGCCGGGAUGCCGUUCCCCAGCUCUGCCUCGACGUGUUCGACGCUCCAAACUACGCAGCGUUGCGCGGCGGCAAGACGACGCUUCCUCGCCUCGACAACUCGAUGUCGCAGCGCGUCAGCGCCAUUGUGGAGCGCGUCCGGACGAUGCGGAGGGGACCGUACAAACCCCACGUCUACAUUGUCAAGGAGGAUGGCGAGCCGAGCUUGCGCCUCUGGGCCCUUUCGAUGCUCAUCGAAGACCGCUUUGAGCAGACGCCGAGCUACAUGCAGUUCCUCGGCACGCUCAGAGACAAAGUCAAUGGCGGGUCGUAGCUGCCUCUCUCCGCCCCUCUUGUCAUUUCCUCUCCUCUUUUCCUCUCUCUCACACCUGGCCUCUCGGUGCGUGCGCUACUCCCAUUCCCCCCACUUCUCUGGUGUUCCCUUCUGAAAGAAGAGGACAGCGUAUACGACAAUUGUGUCGUUGAUUUCUUAUCGUCAUGAAAGAUUAUUGAAAAAGAAACAAUGUUGAUCCCCCCUUUGCGAC